AGGGUCGACUGCUAUUCGAUGCCUGCGAUUAUCGCCGCCUGGAGUGUGCCUGCAUCCUUGCAGACUGUUGCGGAGAAACAGUCAUCAACCAGUUGUAUAACGAUAGGGGUUUAUGGAGGUGCACGCCACUACAUAGAGCAUGUAAGAAGGGUUACAUCGAUAUUGCCAAGCACCUUGUCAAGUGUAAAGCCAAGGUAGACAAGACUGAUGAUGCUGGUGACCUUCCUGUUCAUGGCGCUGCUGACACUGGACAUCUGGAAGUGGUCAAGUAUCUACUAGAUAUCCAGCCCGACAUGGUCUCCGUAGAGGGCAUGUACGGUUCCCUUCCUGUUCAUCGCGCUGCUUACAACGGACAUCUGGACGUGGUCAAGUAUGUAGUAGAUCUCCAACCCGACACGGUCUCCAUAAAGAACAAAAACGGUGACCUUCCUGUUCAUCACGCUGCUAUGGAGGGACGUCUGGAAGUCGUCAAGUAUCUACUAGAUCUCCAACCCUACACAGUCUCCGUGAAGGGAAGCAAUGGGAGAACUCCUCUUGGUCAUGCAGUGUACGGAAGGAAAGCAGGUUGUGUACCCUACUUGCUGGAAGUCACCUGGACCAAGCUAGCAUAUGAUGAGGCAAAGGAGAUUGUGGAGGAAGCCAGAAGGACAGCUCAAACCCGCGGAAAAACGCAAGCAUUGGGCUUGAUUAAGACCAGCUUGAUACGUGAAGAGUUUGGUGUUGAGGGUUACACUGAUCCUACUGAACUGAUUGCCAACGUGUGUGGAGCAGAAGGUUCAGGAAAAUCUACCUUCAUUUCAUCCUUCACAGCAGAAGGUUUCUUCAAUAAACUACUACGUCAGGAGAAUCAACUGGACCUGAAGGCAAAAGAUUUAGCAUCCCGAACAAAGGGAAUUGAAGAAACCAUUUACAACCAAUCGCAGGUGAAGGUGCAUUUUCGCGACUUUGCUGGUCAAGAACAUUAUACCGAGUCACAUGACAUAUUCACGGUUGCCAUGACAGCACCAUCUGUUGCCGCAAUAGUGGUGGACGGCACAGAGUGUGUUGAUGAGAUCACACAGACGGUCGGUGCAACUGCCGCCAAUAUUGUUUGUCGCCUGUCUGCACCUGAUCAUGGUUCUCUACCGACUGUGCAACAAGAACAGCAGGAGCAGCAGCACCACCACCACCAGGAAGAUCUGCAACAGGUGGAGAAACUUGAUGUCAUCGCAAUUGCCACACGAGCUGACCAGCUAACACCAGAAGAGUGCAUUGAAGUGGAGAAGGCCAUAAGGAGGGGAAUGAAAUCAUUCUCUCAGCGCUUGGAUCUCUCCAUUGUGAGAGUAGUGGAUGCUAGAAAGUCCAACAGUUACAGCAUGAAUGAUCUAAGAAGUGAAUUCAUGCACUUGAUCAAUCGAGUGUUGGCGAAGUCCCCAAAGCAACCGCGUUUGCUGCAGAAGGCUCGGAAGCAUUUGGAUGAGGUUCAGGCAUCGAUGCCCAAUCCAUACUGUUCAAGAUCCGAGUUCGUUGCGGCAUUCAAGAAGGCAAUCCAAGGAACCAAAGAGGCACUGCCGAAACGACUCACUGAGCAGAUCGACAGCUUUCUACGCGUCCUGACUGCUUACGGAUAUGUCAUCACAUUCCCAGAGCUGAAUGAUCUGGUGGUUCAUCAGCCUCGCUGGCUCCUGCAGGACGUGAUCGGGUUUAUGUACUCGUCCAACGUCUUCCCCCUCCGCCCUGAUGGCAUUGCCAGGGAAUACAAGAUGAGUGAAGAGGAGUUCGUCCGUUCACUGACUUCAUUCGCCAAAGUAGGAGAAAAAGCUCCGCUCUGCGUGCGUAUGGUUCUACAGCUCGGCUUGUCCAUCCGCUAUCAGAAGGAUAUCCUUGCUCUCUCCCUGUUUCCCGAGUGCACACAGCCAUUGAAGGUGCACACAGCCUUCAUGACCUCACAAGUGAUGGUAGGUUCUGUGUACACCUGCAAUGGCUGUGUGCCAUUCUCAUCUGGUCUCAUUGUUCAAUGCCAAGCUCGUGUAUACGACUACUCCGCCUGCUUUUUCGCCAGUACUGAUCCCAUGUUCUUCAAGAACACCAUCAUUGUCCACCCGUAUCCGCACACAACAGCGCUGAUUGUGUUUUCGUCCGACCGUCAGCGCUGUUGUAUUGCAGUGACGUCCAGUCGCGGUACGUACCUGCAAGUGGUUCACCACGUCCACUGGUUAUUUCAAGAUCUCUUCCUUGACCUACUGAAGAGAUACAGUCGUGGUACUUCGGUAGAGCCCACAGUACUCAGCCUGUGCAGCAUGCGUCAGCUUAUCCAGCAAUCGGCUUCACCAGCUGCCAUCUGUCCAGUGGUUGCUUCCUACCCGUCCGAAGCCGUCAUUCUUGCCGCAAGCAGUGUGCAAAGCAAAGAUGUCAAGGACGCUAGCGGUGUGUUCGUUGACUCGGUGCAGGAUCUUCAUCACGUUCCUGCCACGCAUGUCAGUAUGCUUCCUGCCACAUGUACCGAUCGCCUGGAGAGUCUGCGAGAUUCCGCAUUCCUGAGCGAUCUCCAAUCAAGCCUAGAUGUGAGUGAGAGGGAAAUCAGCCGACUUGGUGGCCCCCAAUCAGUGUCACCCGCUGGACCCAGUCGGCUGAAUGCCUCGCUGGUGUUGUUGGCAUGGUGCCGACAAUCUCAUCGUCACACAUCUACUGUGCUAUACAGCAGGUUAGCUCAGCACUGCUUUUCUUCGCCAUUCUCCAUUUUCUACCGAGAGAUCUGCAGGAUGCUGGUGGAGAAUGAGAACAUGCUGAUGGAAGCAUUCCCGGACAUCAUCACCUAUGAACAGCGGCAGUUGAAGGAGCAAGAACGUCUUCGUUGUCAGGCCGACAAUGUUCCAUUGGCGGAUGAAAGAUUCUCAACUGCACCCAAGACGUCAUUCCUGGGACAGAAUCCCUCCGUGGGAAUGCUACGAUCUCACCUCCAUGCAAUGCGUGUUACGGAUAAGCUGAUCGUGGACUCUGAUCACUACACUCUGGUCCAGGAGGCUGAGGUAGCAGCAGAAUUGCUCUCAUCAACAGUAGCACCAGCAGCACCAGCACCACCAGCAGCAGCACCAGCAGCAGCAGCAGCAGCAUCACUGACUGUAGCAGAAAGUAAAGCUGAUCCAUUUGAGGACGACUCAUUCACCGCACAUAUCCUACCAAAGUUGUACAAGAUAUCUUGUGAUGUACUGCGGCAAAGCGUUCAGGCACAAGGACUCCUGAUUGGUUUUAAUACCCUUCGGGAACUAAAGCGUGCUGAACAAUAUGAAGGUGUAGAGAGUCAUCACCUGAAGUUGAUUGGAUACAUCUGUGCUGGAGAGCGAGAUGCAUACAGAAAGCUGUGUGCAGCAGUGGGAAACCUCAACUUGCAAGAUCUGCACAACACCAUGCUACGGCUACUGUAGUAGGAACUCUAGUCAUGAUGUGAUUGUGCAAGACUGCUCUCUCCCAGCACUCCAUGUACAUCACUGUUCAGAUUGUGCAAGACUGCUCUCUCCCAGCACUCCAUGCACAUCACUGUUCAGAUUGUGCAAGACUGCUUUCUCCCAGCACUCCAUGUACAUCACUGUUCAGAUUGUGCAAGACUGCUUUCUCCCAGCACUCCAUGUACAUCACUGUUCAGAUUGUGCAAGACUGCUCUCUCCCAGCACUCCAUGUACAUCACUGUUCAGAUUGUGCAAGACUGCUUUCUCCCAGCACUCCAUGUACAUCACUGUUCAGAUUGUGCAAGACUGCUUUCUCCCAGCACUCCAUGUACAUCACUGUUCAGAUUGUGCAAGACUGCUUUCUCCCAGCACUCCAUGUACAUCACUGUUCAGAUUGUGCAAGACUGCUGUAUCCCAGCACUCCAUGUACAUCACAACAGUCAUACUCACACAGCGGAUAGAAUUCGUUGCCCGUAUCCCGGUAUGCUUGUUUGUGUCGUUCUUCCCCUGCCACUGCUCUGCCCUAUGCAACGUGUUCUUUUUCCUCAUCUACACAUGUAUCAUAUUGUAUUCUUGAGUUGCUUGCUCACCAGUUGUGGAUAUGCUCAAUGUGUAUUCUUUUGAAGGUGACCGUCCUUGAGAAUAUUUUCUCAAACAGCAGCUCCACCACCUCUGCGCCCCCCCCCCCCCCCCCCACUCCCCAUCUUCCCUCCUCUCUCUCUCAAUCCCACACGCGCACACGCGAGCAUGUGCGCACAUACAUAAUUUGUACUAUUGUUUGCUCUGCUUGCCAAGACUGCUGGUAUGUUUCCAUCGACUGUGUUUUUUGAAUAUUUUCUCAAACAGCAACUCCCCCACCUCUGCCCCCACCCUCCUCUCUUCCAAUCCCACACGCGAGCACGUGCGCGCAUACAUGUAUCUUGUUAUAUUGUUUGCUGUGCUUGCCAAGACUGCUGGUAUGUUUGCUAAUACAUGUACAUGCCUGUACAGGUAUACAUAACAUGUUACUACUCUUGAAAAUUCUAUUUGGCUUACUCUAGAGCACCUUUCUUUUGUUCUUAUUUUUUGCUGCUACAUCUGACAGUCAUCUGUACAUAAAUGUCCCUAGUCUUUAAAAAUCAUUAUGGCUUGCCCUAACGCACCUCUCUAUUUGCUGUGACAAUUGCACAGUAUUCUUUUCAUUUUUCACUUGACUUUGUUCACAUUUUUGCUUCCGCUGAGACUUCUGUUGACCCUGUAUUGAACUUGGCAGCUGAACUUUAUCUCCUUUCCUUGUUUUUUUUAAAUGCCUGAACAGAUCAUGACUUUUGUCACUUCUCCACUUUGCGUGCUUAUUUUGAGAAAUUAAUGUGAUGUAAAUCACACACAUGUAA
Molecule: messenger RNA, 4798 nt
Organism: Sycon ciliatum
Lineage: Eukaryota; Metazoa; Porifera; Calcarea; Leucosolenida; Sycettidae
Exons: 18
Coding region: 294-3404 (1036 amino acids)
Molecular function (GO): protein binding
Source: RefSeq, a predicted model, not a curated record